AUGCCUGGUGAUCUUAACUUAAAAAAAUCCUGGAAUCCAGCCCUUGUUAAAAACCAAACCAAGGUCUGGAAAAAAGAACAAGAAACUCUUAAUGAGUUUAGAAAGAUUAAGGAACGAGAAGAAGAAUUGGAAAAAGAGCAGCAGACUCUAGGAUUGAUUGGGUUAAAGUACACGAACAAUAAUGAGUUGAGUAAAUCUGAUAAAUUAAAGUUGAACAAGCUCGAUUGGAUGUAUGAUGAUCCUACAGGAGGGACCAAGGAAGCUACUCAAGUUCCGAAACCGGUUCCAACAGUAAUAAAGACCAAUAAUAUUGAUAAAACUAAAAGGAGGCUCGAAGAGCUCGAUCCUAUGGCGAGUAUCAAGAAGAACAUGAUACAGAAACGACAGGAUAGUAGGGACAGAUCGCCAACAAGAAACAAUGAACGGUUAGAGAGUCAUAAACAUAGGCACUCCUCUUCCAGUCUGCACAGAGACAGAAAACACCGAACUGAUUCACACCAUUCCAGGCACCGAUCCAGUACUCUGAAGCAUACCUCGAGAGGAAGAGAUGCAAAAGAAGAGCCAAAAAAACCUAUAAUUCCAUACUGA
Molecule: messenger RNA, 588 nt
Organism: Yamadazyma tenuis ATCC 10573
Lineage: Eukaryota; Fungi; Ascomycota; Pichiomycetes; Serinales; Debaryomycetaceae
Source: RefSeq, a predicted model, not a curated record